Molecule: messenger RNA, 1275 nt
Organism: Cephus cinctus (wheat stem sawfly)
Lineage: Eukaryota; Metazoa; Arthropoda; Insecta; Hymenoptera; Cephidae
Product: methionyl-tRNA formyltransferase, mitochondrial
Exons: 6
Coding region: 138-1220 (360 amino acids)
Biological process (GO): biosynthetic process; conversion of methionyl-tRNA to N-formyl-methionyl-tRNA
Cellular component (GO): mitochondrion
Molecular function (GO): methionyl-tRNA formyltransferase activity
Source: RefSeq, a predicted model, not a curated record
GUGGAACCUCAAUUAAUUUUGGAAAAAUCUGCUCUUAGUUUUUUACUAUUCCCUUCCUUCGUAUAAUAUAUUAACAGGUUAUGUCAAGUUCGUAAUAGGUAGAGAACUUAGUAUUUAUAAAUGAUUAGGAAUUUGAAAUGUCAUUGUGCCGCAUUAUCAAACAGCAAAGUUUAAGGAAUGUGCUGCUGAUGAGAAAAAUUGAAGAAGAUUUAAACAUCCAUAAACUAAUAUCGACUAUUAAAGUACUACCAGUAUUCACGCAAAACAAUAUUCACACUAGUUCCAAUAAUGGUCCUUGGAGUGUAUUAUUUUUUGGCACCGAUGAAUUUGCUUUGGAAAGCCUCAAAAAACUUCAUGCCAAAUAUAGGUCCAAAAAGUUAUUGCACAGGCUGGAAGUUGUGACAGCUUACAAAGGUAAAGAAAAUGCUGUUCAACGAUAUGCCAAUCUUCAUAGUAUUCCCAUUCAUCAUUGGCCGCUAAAGAUCAACACAUCAGAAUUUCAUAUUGGUUUGGUUGUAUCUUUUGGACAUCUGAUUCCAUCUGACAUCAUACACUCUUUCCCAUUAGGUAUGUUAAAUGUACAUGCUAGUCUAUUGCCAAGAUGGAGAGGAGCAGCACCAAUUAUUUAUUCUUUAAUGCAUGGAGAUACUCAAACAGGAAUUACAAUAAUGAAUAUAAUGCCAAAAAAAUUUGAUGUGGGAGCCAUCAUUGCUCAGCAGAAAGUUGAUAUUCAUCCUGAUGAGACAAUGCCAGAAUUGUAUAAAAAAUUGUCAUGCAUGGGAGCUGAUUUGUUAGUUAGUACAGUUGAACAGUUACCAAAGGUUUUAACAUUUGGGAAACCUCAAGGAGAUACUGCUCCAAAAGUAUCAUCAAAAAUAUCGUUAGUGAAGUGGAGUGAAAUGACUGCAAAGGAUGUAUAUAAUUUACAACGUGCGAUCACAGGCUUGUACCCCUUGACUACAAAAUUUCAGGAUAUUACGAUCAAGAUAUUGAAUAUCAAAGUGCUAGAAAAGCAAACUCAAGCAUAUAGUUCAUCACAUAGUUCACCUGGAUCAGUGAUAUAUGACAAGAAGAAUGAUAUUUUGGCUGUAUGCUGUCGAGAUAACACAUGGGUUUCUAUUGAAAAAUUGGUUGUACCUGGACGCCAACCCAUGUCAGCUCGUGAUUUUAAUAACGGCUUUAUAUCUAAGCAUAAAAAUUUUGAAACCUACUUUCAGUGAUAAAAAUUAAUGAUAGUGUUCUGUAUGAAAAGUAAAUAUAAAGUUAAUCAUCUUA